GCAGUGCGGCCGAGUGUCGGCGAGAGCGAUCACCCUGCUCCGGGGCCGGCCCGCGCGCUGCGCGCACAGGUGGGCCGCGCUUCCCCAGAGGGAGGGCGGUGGCCCCGCCUCGUCUCGGCGGCGCCCCCGAGGAGCCCGGCCGGGUCGUGCCGGGCCGCCCGCGGCAGUGGGUGUGUGGCGCGUUGCCUCCCGUCUCCUGGUCGACGGCAGUGGCAAUAAUUUAUGGCGCCCAUCGCGGCCGCCCCUCAGGCUAACGCCGUGCGGGGUGCAGGAGUCUCGCGAGAUGGAGGCACUGCAGCCGGUUCGCGCGCGGCCUCGCUUCCUUUUGUUCUCUUCUCGUUGGUUGUGGCGGGCCAGGCCGCGGAACGCCCCGGGCCGGCCCAGUCGGCCGGGGCCUUUGGCCCAUGUGCUGCGGCCCCCGCCUGGUUCUGGCUACUUAUACGUGGGCCGGGGCCCCUGCCUUUCGGCCCAGGCGGCCGGCAGGCUUGUGGCCCGCCCAUGUCUGUAAGUGAGUGGGCCAGCCCCUGCUGCACGGUCGCAUCGCGUGGGCAAUUGCACCGCCCCCGCAAGUUGGUUGGCAGGCACGUAGGCCGACCCGAUUGUGGCGACGCGAUGUCACCAAAGCUGCGGGGGCCCGGGGGUACCCGUUACGCAAAGCACCCUCCGACCGGCGCUUGCCUUUCAUGCAGUACUGCGUGUUUUCUUUCAGCCACCAGGGGACGUCGCGUUCUAGAAGAGUUGGGCCCCCAUUUCUGCGCGCUCCGUAUCGCGUAGUAGAUUUCCGGCCUGACCAUGUCUGGGCAAGUAGAGCACUCGAAGACUCGUCUUGUGCGUCCUUUUGGUAGCAAGCGCGGGACGAAAAUGCUGUAUCAGGAACCCUGAUCCAAAACCUAAUAUCUGGC
Amoebophrya sp. A120 is the source of this 902-nucleotide messenger RNA. The record is from the annotation of a GenBank genome assembly. Lineage: Eukaryota; Dinophyceae; Syndiniales; Amoebophryaceae.